ACACACGGCAACACCAGGGAGAUAGAUAGAUACAGAGAGACUACGUUAGAUUUACAACUGGAAAACCAGUAUAGUGUAAAUCCAUAUCGAUAUUUGAACUGUUGAUCUGUAUUGGAAUUGGCACAAUGGCGGAUACCUUAUCCAGACGAUCAGUUGACAUGGUCUCGAAAGACAGCUUAAGAAAGAGUAAGAAACCACUCAUGGAAAAAAGACGCAGACUGAGAAUCAACACCUGUCUGAACCAACUGAAGACCUUAGUGCUACAGGCCCUUAACAAAGAUGGUUCGCAUUUUUCAAAGCUGGAGAAGGCCGAUAUACUAGAAAUGACCGUGAAGUAUCUUCGUGGCAUCCAGCGAUCCCAGAUGAGUGGACAGCUUGGCGCCAACCCCACGACCCAGGCCGCCAAGUACCGGGCGGGAUUUACCGAAUGUGCUAACGAGGUUGUACGCUACGUCCACGCUGUGCAAGGCGUCAACGGCGAAGUACGUUCACGACUUAUGGGGCACCUGGCUAACUGUAUGCAGGUUGUCAACUCAAGCCCAGAGGCCCAGCCCCCGAGAGUGCCCCUCCAGCCCCUGUACGUGCAGGUGCCUAACGCGGGUGUUCCCGGUGGACAGGACUUGCCCAACCCCGUCAGUGCUAUGGCAGCCCAUCAGAACAUGCUUAUGUGGAGCCAACAACAACAACAGACACAAGUGCACCCGAUGAUGGCGUCAAUUGUCACUCAAGGCGCUAGAUCUCCACCCUUCGUCUCACCAUAUUCUCAGGGCUCUUCAUCGUCGCGCUCCUCGUCGCCUUCCUCGUCCAUCCCUAGUCCAUCAUAUAGCGACAGAUCCUCAACUACCAGUACGCCUCCAAUUAGGACGACGCCAAAACUCGAUCUCCAUUCGGCAGCAGACCAGGAAGUGUCAUUUCGUAAACAUCUCGAACCUCAACCGUCGGCCAUGAAGCAGUUAGCUGACGUUAAGUGCAAAGAGGAAAACGUAUGGCGACCUUGGUAACUUUGAAAAGAUGGACUAUAUAUGGGAACUGUUUUACCAACCAGGGCUAUAUUGACCUUAUUGAGUGCCAAUAACAGAACAUUUUAUUUUAUUAUUUUCCAGUCCGUGUCUGGCGUCCUUGUACUGUUCGAAGAUUUUUACGAACAAACAUUUGUUACUGAAAGAUGACCUGACGAGCUAUCAUGGCGCUAGGUAGCGGCAGAAAGACACUUAUAUCAAUGAUUACAUCACCGGUGCUAUUCACAAGUGCUUUGUUUCACUCUCACAUUGGGUCGAACUUGGUUCGCCUGAAAAAUUUGAUCUCUUGUUUUGAUUAAAGAAAAUUUUAUUUUUC
Messenger RNA from Liolophura sinensis, 1335 nucleotides. RefSeq names its product transcription factor HES-1-A-like. NCBI's taxonomy places the organism in Eukaryota, Metazoa, Mollusca, Polyplacophora, Chitonida, Chitonidae. Gene Ontology annotation, biological process: regulation of DNA-templated transcription. The coding region runs from base 126 to 1001 and encodes 291 amino acids. The transcript is spliced from 3 exons. Gene Ontology annotation, molecular function: protein dimerization activity; DNA binding. The record is from RefSeq and is a predicted model, not a curated record.